CAGCGCUCUUCUUCACUGCACGAUUACCGCAGCUGCGUGAAAGGACCAGUGGAGUUGUUUCAUAUUGCCGCUUCAUACAGGAAACACAUUUUGAUACAUCAGAUAUAUAGAACAAUCUAUAUUUUCCAAUCUAGGCGUUUGACAUUGCUUUUUAAAGCUUAGAGCCUUGUAAGGAAGGCGCAUUAUGGAGCGUCAAACUGUGCCUGUUAGCGAUUCAUUUGAUUAUCCUUUGAUUCCGCGCAACACAACCUUUAUGGAGGAACCCGCGGGACUUCUGUCUAACAUCAGCGGAGGUAGCGAACAGAAGGCGGUGAGAGGCAACACGGCAGCCGUUAUCGCUGUGUGCAUUACCGCGCUGUACUCCGUCAUCUGUGUUGUGGGGCUGUUUGGAAAUGUUCUGGUUAUGUACGGUGUGGUCAGGUACACAAAGAUGAAGACAGCUACCAACAUUUACAUCUUUAACUUGGCCCUGGCUGAUGCUUUAGCCACCAGCACUCUACCCUUCCAGAGCGCCAAGUAUCUAAUGAGUACCUGGCCUUUCGGUGAGCUCUUGUGCAAAGUGGUCAUUGCUAUCGACUACUACAAUAUGUUCACCAGUAUUUUCACACUGACGAUGAUGAGUGUGGACCGCUACAUUGCCGUUUGCCACCCAGUGAGAGCUCUGGACUUUCGCACACCUGUCAAGGCUAAGAUCAUCAACAUCUGCAUAUGGAUUCUCUCGUCUGCUGUCGGUUUCCCAGUCAUGGUUAUGGCUGUUACUAGAGUGACUAAUACAGGCAAAACAGACUGCAUACUGAAAUUCCCAGAUCCAGACUGGUAUUGGGAUACUGUGACCAAGAUCUGUGUCUUCAUUUUCGCCUUUGUGGUUCCCGUCAUGGUCAUCACCAUCUGUUACGGUUUAAUGAUUCUUCGUCUUAAGAGUGUGCGCUUGCUCUCUGGCUCUAAAGAGAAGGAUAGAAACCUUCGCCGCAUCACUCGCAUGGUCCUGGUGGUGGUGGCGGCCUUCAUUAUCUGCUGGACCCCCAUCCACAUUUUCAUCAUCGUCAAAAUCGUGGUCGAGAUCGACCAAAAGAAUCUGCUCGUGGUUGCCUGCUGGCAUCUGUGCAUUGCUCUGGGCUAUAUGAACAGUAGCCUCAACCCAGUCCUGUAUGCGUUCCUGGAUGAAAACUUCAAGAGGUGCUUCCGAGAAUUCUGCUUGCCAUUUCGUUCUCGCAUGGAGCAAAGCAGCUUCUCCAGAGCCCGUAGCGGCAUCAGAGAGCCCAUCUCAGUGUGUGCCAAGACAGAGUCAAUGAAGCGGCCCACAUGACUAGGCAUGGAUCAGAUACCUCCUGGUAUACAACCAAGGACACAGAAAGACCUGCAGUCUGAGGUCACUCAAAUCUCCAACGCUGAGUACUAAGCCUUCCUGGAAACCACCUGAGGUUAAUAUAACUUGACGGUAACCCCAUACCGAAGGCGAAUGUUCUUUUUGGAUUAUUAUCAUGCUUUUUACCUCCACUUGUUUCUCUUUCUUGACCUAACUGAGUGGGAAACGCUGUGGAUGGCUCUAAAAUUAUCAUCAAAAUGUUUCCUAAUUGAGGAAAGCAGACCAUUUUGGGCCAUUAAGCUUCUAAUGAUUUAUUGGAAAAGACAUCAAAGAUGUGGCCUGGAAUGGUCAAUGGGAAAUCUACAUUCAUUAGUGGCAUAUGAGCCAUCAAAGUGGAUUCUCGUAAUCAUAUUUUUAAAAUGAAAGUGAAUACAUUUCCUUGAAAUAUGUGGGAACUUAAAGCUUAAACACAUGGUUACUAGGGUUAGAUGACAUACUCAUUACACAAAUUAUAUGGUAUUUUUUCCAAACAUUAACAUAAGCUUAGGAUAGUUCCAUUUAAAGAGACAAGGAUGUUUGUUAUACAGCUCUGAUUCAUACUUCAGAAUGUGUACUUUCCGGCUACAGAGUAUGGAAAAAGUAGUCCAUCAAAUGAGUUGGAUGUCCGAAAUACUAUGAAAAUGGAUUGUGUCCUGCAUUUGCUGAGAUUCUGAAAAGUGUAACUAGUUGACAUUUGGCUAUCCCCAUAAGGCCAUGAGAGCUAAGGAGCCAUCAGAUUUAUAUUCUGUAAGCUGGACUGCUUUUUCAAAUGUAAGUGCUAUAGGUACCAAGAAAUCUAUUCCUUGUGUUUAAUAACAAGUCAAUUUCGCAGAUGUUGUUAGUACGUCAAAAGUCAAAGAACAAUUCCAACAUAGAGGAUGUAGUAUGUCCGGGAAUGUAGAUAUACUACACACCUGCGUACCUUCAGGAUGUAUCAGCGGUCAAGAAGUUAAUCGAAUUCAGUGCUCUUUACAACAGUACGGGAUUUCGGACACAGUUAGUACAGUCUCUGCUUGACAAAAUUCAGAAUUCACAUUUCAGCAGAUUUGCAGGUUAAUUUGAGUGCUGCGACACAGCCGCCACAUAUAUGCUGUAGGUGACAAGGUUACCUUCCUUUAGGUGAUGAUGCUUGGUGCUUGGUGAAUAUGUGCUGCUGGUGAAUGUGUUUAAUAACCUCUAUAAAGUACAGUGUUAAUAUUAGGAGCAGUUUAGGCAUGUUGUGAUUCUAUCACAGAGGGGCUCUUAGAUUUUUUUUCUUAGUACUUACGAACUUAAGUAUUUUAGUGUAAUAAUUUUAGCAUUUCAUUGACAUUAGAGGUAAAUGGCACAGGUCUUUCAGCUUUUUCAAGUCAUAAAAUUGAAGUGACAUUUAUGUCAUUUUGUGAUAUUAAAGUUUGAUUCGAAAUGUCAGCUCUUCUGUAAAAAAUUUCUAUAUAUGUUACAGACAUACUUUCUCCAGUCAAGGCUGUGUUGAUGUAUUAGAGACAGUAUUUGCUUUGCUGUCAAAAAACUAUUAUGUACUUUUGCAUAAGUGUUGCAUAUUUCCUCAUUCGUUAAUUUUUAAUAGAUGCAAGGCAAUUGUCACAAAUUAUCUGAACUGUUAAUGUCAUUGUUGUGAAAGGUAAAAAAUAAAAAUGAAAAAUGACUCUGCAGAUUGCAUGGAUUUGAGUUAUAAUAUAUAUAUAUAUAUAUAUUAAAGGUUAAUUUCCCACACCUGUGGCUUUUUAAAUUACAAUUAGUGUCUGUGUAUAAAUAGUCAAUGAGUUUGUUAGCUCUCACGUGGAUGCACUGAGCAGGCUAGAUACUGAGCCAUGGGGAGCAGAAAAUAACUGUAAUGGAACUUUAUAAAGAUGGAAAAGGAUAUAAAAAGAUAUCUAAAGCCUUGAAAAUGCCAGUCAGUACUGUUCAAUCACUUAUUAAGAAGUGGAAAAUUCAGGGAUCUCUUGAUAGCAAGCCAAGGUUAGGUAGACCAAGAAAGAUUUCAGCCACAACUGCCAGAAGAAUUGUUCGAGAUACAAAGAAAAAACCACAGGUAACCUCAGGAGAAAUACAGGCUGCUCUGGAAAAAGACGGUGUGGUUGUUUCAAGGAGCACAAUACGACGAUACUUCAACCAAAAUGAGCUGCAUGGUCAAGUUGCCAGAAGAAGCCUUUACUGUGCCAAUGCCACAAAAAAGCCCGGUUACAAUAUGCCCGACAACACCUUGACAUGCCUCACAGCUUCUGGCACACUGUAAUUUGGAGUGACGAGACCAAAAUAGAGCUUUAUGGUCACAACCAUAAGCGCUAUGUUUGGAAAGGGGUCAACAAGGCCUAUAGUGAAAAGAAUACCAUCCCCACUGUGAAGCAUGAUGGUGGCUCACUGAUGUUUUGGGGUGUGUGAGCUCUAAAGGCACGGGGAAUCUUGUGAAAAUUGAUGGCAAGAUGAAUGCAGCAUGUUAUCAGAAAAUACUGGCAGACAAUUUGCAUUCUUCUGCACAAAAGCUGCGCAUGGGACACUCUUGGACUUUCCAGCACGACAAUGACCCUAAGCACAAGGCCAAGUUGACCCUCCAGUGGUUACAGCAGAAAAAGGUGAAGGUUCUGGAGUGGCCCUCACAGUCUCCUGACCUUAAUAUCAUCAAGCCACUCUGGGGAGAUCUCAAACGUGCGGUUCAUGCAAGACGACCAAAGACUUUUCAUGACCUGGAGGCAUUUUGCCAAGACGAAUGGGCAGCUAUACCACCUGCAAGAAUUUGGGGCCUCAUAGACAACUAUUACAAAAGACUGCACGCUGUCAUUGAUGCUAAAGGGGGCAAUACACAGUAUUAAGAACUAAGGGUAUGCAGACUUUUGAACAGGGGUCAUUUCAUUUUUUUCUUUGUUGCCAUGUUUUGUUUUAUGAUUGUGCCAUUCUGUUAUAACCUACAGUUGAGUAUGAAUCCCAUAAGAAAUAAAAGAAAUGUGU
Molecule: messenger RNA, 4291 nt
Organism: Myxocyprinus asiaticus (Chinese sucker)
Lineage: Eukaryota; Metazoa; Chordata; Actinopteri; Cypriniformes; Catostomidae
Product: delta-type opioid receptor-like
Exons: 3
Coding region: 185-1306 (373 amino acids)
Biological process (GO): neuropeptide signaling pathway; G protein-coupled opioid receptor signaling pathway
Cellular component (GO): membrane; neuron projection
Molecular function (GO): G protein-coupled enkephalin receptor activity; neuropeptide binding
Source: RefSeq, a predicted model, not a curated record